CAUACGGCAGCAUAACUCCAGCUAGCCUCACGGCUCCUCGGAACAUCCGCUCGCCUAUGGCGGGCUCGAGAGCUUGGUAAAUCUCAUGCUCGCAAAAUCCUGCCUUAGUUGUUUCUGCUUUCCAUCCCAUACAUCAGUGUAAAGAUGUAUUGCAUUCUGCACUAACAUGGAUUUGCAACAAGGUAUAUUUCUGCAAUCAAAGCAUCAUUCUCACUCCUCUACAACUAUCGCUACUCUUUCAACGGGCACGCUGGGUGUGGUUGGGCUUGCGGCCACUGCGCUGUCUCUCGGUGCGCCCGUUGCCAGCGUUGCGGUCCUCCCAAUUCUGGCUAAUCGACUGCUUCGCCAACCUCUGCUGCUUACGGUCCUGACGGGCGUUGCCAUUCAAAGCAGCCGAUCGCGAGCGCUCAAAGUAUCGAUCAUCCAACUCCUGCUCGUCUUGAGCGUCCUGAUCAUCCUGGUAAUCGUCUCGCUCGUAUUCGCUGAAAUCGGCGGUGGGCAAAGGGGGCGGCGAGCGCCCACGUUUGCCGUGGCGAGGGCCUUCGCGGGGCGCACGGCGCUGAAGACGCAACUGACGCUCGCGCUCGAGCUCCUCAGCGGUGGGUUCGGGGUCGUUCCCAAGUUUGAUUGCCUGUUGGGCUUGCGGGUUUUGGGGUUGAGCCGUCACCGCAUCCUUCUGCUGCUGUUGGUUGGCUCCAUUCUGUCCCUUCCGCUUGCUCGCAGACCUAGGCGCCCUCUGCUUCUGAGGUUGCUGCUGCUGCUGCUGCUGCUGGGCUUGGGGCAAAUUUUUGAGCUGACUCUGCGCCUGAGAGGCGUUGAGCGCAGAGUUCUGAAGCUGGGUAGCGACGGCACUGGGUGUUUGGCGAACCAUGUUAUGAUAGAAAGGAUCGAGUUUUGUUGAGAAGAUGGAGUAGAAGUUCGGUUUCGGUUUCGAGUGUUGGGAAAAGUUGAACGAUGCAGAGAGUUCUCCACAAGUCUCGCAGCCCUUUUUAUAUUCCUCGCCUCACAAUACGCUCCGAAUGCACAACUCAACUGAUCAGGCUUAGGCUUCACUCAGUUUGCGCCUCUGUUUGCAUCGCGCCAUCCAUGGACGACUCGGUAUGGAAGCCAGACCCUCUUCUGCAGCAUUUUUAGGAAACAGGGCCUCCAGAUUAUUUGGUCAAGGUCAUGUUGCCUUUACA
Messenger RNA from Fimicolochytrium jonesii, 1181 nucleotides. RefSeq lists its product as uncharacterized. Lineage: Eukaryota; Fungi; Chytridiomycota; Chytridiomycetes; Spizellomycetales; Powellomycetaceae. The record is from RefSeq and is a predicted model, not a curated record. The transcript has 2 exons. Bases 167 to 901 code for a protein of 244 amino acids.